UCUCCAAUAACAGCUCUUUAUACACCACUCCCUCAUUCCUUCUUCCCCAACUCCCUCAAACCGCCUUUUACACACCCCUAAUAUUCUCGUCCGUUUCCCUCACUUUACCUCUUAAGAAUCUCUCUCUCUCUCUCUCUGAAAAAAACUGAUAAAUUACGGUGGUUCAUAUUCUUGUUUUGAUUUUCCUCCAAGCCAAACAUGUGGUCGCGGCAGUACGGCAAGUCUGACGUGGAGAGCGGCGCCAGGCCGCUGUACCCGAUGAUGCUCGAGAGUCCGGAACUCCGUUGGGCUUUCAUUCGGAAAAUAUAUUCCAUCUUAUCGCUACAAUUGCUCGCCACCAUAGCCGUCGCCACCACCGUCGUCUCCGUUCGUCCGAUUGCGCACUUCUUUUCUACCACUACUACUGGCUUAGCUCUCUACAUCGUCUUGAUUAUCACCCCCUUCAUCAUUCUAUGCCCGUUGUACUACUAUCACCAGAGGCAUCCGGUUAACUACUUUCUUCUUGGGAUUUUCACAAUCACUCUUGCAUUUGCGAUUGGAUUGACCUGUGCAUACACCAGCGGGAAAGUAAUAUUGGAGGCUGUAAUCCUGACUGCUGUGGUGGUAGUGAGCCUAACUUUAUACACAUUUUGGGCUGCAAAGAGAGGCCAUGAUUUCAACUUCCUUGGACCUUUCCUUUUUGGAGCUGUGCUUGUUCUCAUUGUUUUUUCGAUGAUUCAGAUUCUGUUUCCGCUGGGUAGAACCUCCUUGAUGGUAUAUGGGUGUUUGGCAUCAAUAAUAUUCUGUGGAUACAUCAUAUACGACACCGAUAACUUGAUCAAACGCUAUUCUUACGACGAAUACAUUUGGGCCUCUAUCUCCUUGUAUUUGGAUGUUGUCAACCUCUUCCUUGCUCUGCUAACCGUUUUCAGAGCUGCUGAUAGCUGAGCCUGUCGCUACUCAUGUAUCUGUACCUCUUAUCAGCCCUCCCUUUCUCUUCUCUCUCUGGUUAAACACCGAAUUGUUAAAAAGCAGUAGAUUUUUUGUUUUUAGUUGUAGAUGUCAAAGUCGUGGACAGCUAUGAUUCCGUCGAAUUUGGAUGAACAGUUCUUGGAAUAGUAACAUUUUUGUUGGCUUGCAAAUUGUAUUGUGCCCCGUCUCAAUUGACGUUUGCGUGCCUUCAAAAUAAUUCGUGUCAAGUAAAAUUGAAUAUAUUUCGUAUUGUGCUUUUA
Molecule: messenger RNA, 1211 nt
Organism: Ziziphus jujuba (common jujube)
Lineage: Eukaryota; Viridiplantae; Streptophyta; Magnoliopsida; Rosales; Rhamnaceae
Product: protein LIFEGUARD 2
Exons: 4
Coding region: 199-927 (242 amino acids)
Cellular component (GO): membrane
Source: RefSeq, a predicted model, not a curated record